Messenger RNA from Micropterus dolomieu (smallmouth bass), 1978 nucleotides. Its product is annotated as protein neuralized. Bases 22 to 1557 code for a protein of 511 amino acids. The transcript is spliced from 6 exons. NCBI's taxonomy places the organism in Eukaryota, Metazoa, Chordata, Actinopteri, Centrarchiformes, Centrarchidae. The record is from RefSeq and is a predicted model, not a curated record. Gene Ontology annotation, molecular function: ubiquitin protein ligase activity.
AGAACAAUCUGCCUCUUCAAGAUGAUGAAGGAGAGUGACAACGAGAACUCUGUUGUUGGGUCAGAGAGGUCACUCCGGUGUGGCCUGUCCUGCCUCGGUCCUCUGACCUUCUACUCUCAGGCUGUGGGAGACAAUGUGCGCCUGAGCCAGGGGUGUCGACUCGCAGAGAGGACGGGGAAGACGUUCAGGAACGGCCUGGUGUUCAUUAGCCGCCCAGUGAAGGUCCAGGAGAGGAUUCGUCUGAGGGUGGAGAAGGAUUUGAUGAACUGCCAAGGAGCUCUGCGUGUGGGCUUCACCAACGUGCCACCUUCAGCCAGAUCUCAGCCUCUGCCCGACAUGGCCAUCCCCAACCUCACUGACAUCUACGGGCACUGGGCUGCUCCCGUGCAUGAAUCCUACUGCCAAGCAGGUUCAGAGCUGGAGUUCUGGGUUUCCAAUGGAGGCUCCUUAUACAUUACUAGCAACAACAUCAGGCAGCACAAACUACUGACAGGAGUGGAUCUGAGCAAGCCGCUGUGGGCCAUGAUAGACAUCUACGGACAGACGUGCUCCAUUUUCCUUCUGGGCUCAGACAAAAGGGAGCUGUUUCGCACCAGAAGGUCCUGUCCUGCACCUGAACGCCCCACCUCACUGGAUGUUGACAUUCCCAGCAGGAUGACUCCUGCUGUGUCGAACCUCCAUGGAAACAGCGAGCAAUGCAUCUCCUGUCUUGACAUGGAAGUCCCAGCAGUUGUUGGGUCAGAGAGGUCACUCCGGUGUGGCCUGUCCUGCCUCGGUCCUCUGACCUUCCACUCUCAGGCUGUGGGAGACAAUGUGCGCCUGAGCCAGGGGUGUCGACUCGCAGAGAGGAGGGGGAAGACGUUCAGGAACGGCCUGGUGUUCAGCAGCCGCCCAGUGAAGGUCCAGGAGAGGAUUCGUCUGAGGGUGGAGAAGGAUUUGAUGAACUGCCAAGGAGCUCUGCGUGUGGGCUUCACCAACGUGCCACCUUCAGCCAGAUCUCAGCCUCUGCCUGACAUGGCCAUCCCCAACCUCACUGACAUCUACGGGCACUGGGCUGCUCCCGUGCAUGAAUCCUACUGCCAAGCAGGUUCAGAGCUGGAGUUCUGGGUUUCCAAUGGAGGCUCCUUAUACAUUACUAGCAACAACAUCAGGCAGCACAAACUACUGACAGGAGUGGAUCUGAGCAAGCCGCUGUGGGCCAUGAUAGACAUCUACGGACAGACGUGCUCCAUUUUCCUUCUGGGCUCAGAGAAAAGGGAGCUGUUUCGCACCAGAAGGUCCUGUCCUGCACCUGAACGCCCCACCUCACUGGAUGUUGACAUUCCCAGCAGGAUGACUCCUGCUGUGUCGAACCUCCAUGGAAACAGCGAGCAAUGCAUCUCCUGUCUUGACAUGGAAGUCCCAGCAGGUGAAAGCAGCACAAUGUCCUGUGUGGUGUGCAUGGCAAAAGAGGCCAGAAUCACUCUGCCCUGUGGCCACAGGUGUUUGUGUGACCGCUGCGCCCCCAAGGUCUGCCAGCAGUUUGGCACCUGCCCGCUAUGUCGACGGGACAUCUGAGCACCAUCACUGGAGGGGAGGUCUGUCAUUUGGGGGCUCUAAGCUCCGAGACACCAGGCAAGGCUCAUCAAAUACAAGCUACUGAGUGACUGUAACAAAGAAAACACGACGAGCAGCGCCCACCUAAUGUGUCCUGGUAGCCCAGUGGUUGGGGAGGUUUGCCAUGUGACCACAGUGUGCCUGAUUCAAGCCCAGCCAGGAAACUUUGUCGCAUAAUUGUUAUUCAACUCUCUCUUCCCUAACAUGUAAAUGUUGUAUAGCAUGGAGAUGUACUGCGAUGCUGAUGUGAAUAUAUUAAGCAGAUCAUGUAAAAGAAUGUGUGAAAAAAGAGGAAACUGCACUUUUAUUGUGAUUGAUAAAUAAGGAUAAAGACAAACAUAAAACAUUUUGGUGAGGACAAUCUAUGACUUAUUGCACUCAC